This is a messenger RNA of Aaosphaeria arxii CBS 175.79, 969 nucleotides long. RefSeq lists its product as uncharacterized. Bases 421 to 921 code for a protein of 166 amino acids. NCBI's taxonomy places the organism in Eukaryota, Fungi, Ascomycota, Dothideomycetes, Pleosporales. The transcript has a single exon. The record is from RefSeq and is a predicted model, not a curated record.
GACGGUUAUCAUCAAUUGUUCUGCAUAAGAUCUAGAAGUGUUAUGCCUGGCCCGGUGAUCGGCCUGGAACUUUGGCGAGCUGAGAGACAAGUAGUGGUCUGCGAGGUUCAGUGAAGUAGUGAUUGUUCUUUGGCUUUGAGCAACAAAUCGAGGCUCUUUGGAUGGCAAUUUAGGGAGGCUAGAAGCUGUGGGCCGCUCCCAAUGGCCAUUCUAUAGUUUCCGUUCUUCGCACCCGCAUCAUGUGGUUUGGUUCAGGAACUCAAAACAACAACGCAAAAUCACAUUUCGCCGAAUCACAUCUGGAAUUCGACCCAUUAGCACUUGCCUAUUCAGGACUAUCGCAAGAAUAUACUUGUAAAUGUUUGUGUGGUUGGGGAGUAUUGCUCGGCGAUUGGUCUCUUUGGACCAGGAACAAUACUAAUGCGAACAAUAGUAAGGCCACGCAUCGUCGUACACGACACCAAAAAAGGAACACUGGCACGACUCCUGCUUUAUCUCUCUGCAGGCAUUGCAAGGCCUUUCUUUGACUGUAACUCUUCCUUGAUCGUGAAAGCAUCUCUUCUACGUUGGACAUGGACAGAUAUAAAUAUGAGGUGGAUCAACCAGCUCAAGACACUUUCUCUAUCCGCCAGAACAUCCGAUCAUUUCUACACACACUCACUCAUUCUUCAACCAAAAACAACAAACAAACACCAUCAAAAUGAAGGGCCCAAUGCAACGCGGAGUCAUCGGAGGUGCCCAGUGCACUGUCCAACGUGGAGUCAUCGGCGGCGCCCAGUGCACCGUUCAGCGAGGCGUCAUCGGUGGUGCUCAAUGCACCGUCCAGCGAGGUGUCAUCGGCGGUGCACAAUGUACCGUUCAGAGGGGCGUCAUCGGCGGUGCUCAGUGCACCGUUCAACCCCAGUAGAUGCACUCUCUUGAGUGUAGUCUACCCGGGAUGAGUUUCCCAGGAGAUGCUUUGACCGGACA